Molecule: messenger RNA, 709 nt
Organism: Dendronephthya gigantea
Lineage: Eukaryota; Metazoa; Cnidaria; Anthozoa; Malacalcyonacea; Nephtheidae
Product: calmodulin-alpha-like
Exons: 6
Coding region: 84-542 (152 amino acids)
Cellular component (GO): cytoplasm; myosin II complex
Molecular function (GO): calcium ion binding; myosin heavy chain binding
Source: RefSeq, a predicted model, not a curated record
AUACCGACUUGAAAUAUUAUACUCGUAUUUUGGUGUCAAAUUCAUACAUCGGAUACAUCUUAUAUUCUUACACUCGAAAUAAAAUGGCGGAAAGUUUCUCGCAGCAUCAGAUUGAUGUGUUCAAAGACUGCUUCAACUUGUAUGAUAAAAAUCGUGAUGGAAAGGUUGAAAAAGACGAGUUAACAAAAAUCAUGCGCGCUCUGGGACAUCCUGUUACGCAUGUCGAGAUUUUUGACAUCAUGAAAGAACAUGGAAAGACAAGCGUUACAUUCCCUGAAUUCCUGAAAAUGGUUGCUGCACAAAAUGCAAAACAUGUGAAUAUUGAAAGGGAGAUUCUUGAUGCAUUUAUCUUACAAGACAAAAGCAGAAAAGGUUAUAUUAGCCGUGCUGAGUUUGAACAUCUUCUUGUAAAGGGUGGAGAAGGAAUGACAAAACAUGAAGUGCAACAACUUCUCUCACAGUAUGGUUUCGAUAAAAUGAUCACCCAAAUUAACUAUCAAGAACUCAGUCAAAGAAUAAGUGCAAAUUCAAAAAUGCAGUAGCGAUCGAGGAAUAACUAUAAAGUGACUUUCACCUUAAUGUAUUUAUACCCAUUUAUAUUUAAAGCCAUUUAUGUAUUAGCUAGGCUACCAUGUAACAAUGUAUGAAAUUGUAUGGAAAUAUUCUUAUUUAUGCAGUUAUUUAUGCAUUUUAAAAAAAAUAAAAUAUC